Molecule: messenger RNA, 3237 nt
Organism: Meloidogyne enterolobii
Lineage: Eukaryota; Metazoa; Nematoda; Chromadorea; Rhabditida; Meloidogynidae
Source: the annotation of a GenBank genome assembly
AUGUUUUACCAACUUUUCUUUUUUUUUCUAAUUUUAUUUUUCUUAACAGACUUUAAUUUAUUUAAUUUUAAGGAUUUACACAUUCUCCGUGAAGCAGUUUUUCAAAAAAUGUUGUCAGAACUUAAAUUACAAUUUUCUUCUAAUACUAAUGAAAAUUCAAGAACAUCAAGUCCUUUUCAAAUUAUUGAAUCAGAACAGGAAAUAAUAAAAGAAGAAAACAAUAAUAUUUUAAAAAUUAAUCAGCAACAACCACAACAAAAUGGAGGAGGUGGUUGGUUAAAUUGGAUGACUAAUUGGUUUGGAUCUGAAGAGAAAAAUAAUGAAUUUUUAGAAAAAGAAAAUGAUUUAAUAUUAAAUGAUUCUGUCUAUUUAAAUAAUUUAUCUACACCAAAAUUAACUAGUCCUAGAAGAGAUCAUGCACUAAAUCCAGAAUUGGAAGAAAUUGAAAAGAGAAUGGAAACAGAAAUUUUACAGAUGUUGAAUGACACUUUAGACGAUUACAAUAUUUUACGUCGUGAUAAUUUAUUGGCUGAACUUGUUAUUAAUUUUGCAAGAGUACAUUUGCGUAUAGCAACUGAUAAGGCCUCUAAACAAGAAAAUAAUGAAAAACAACAAAAAAUUAAUUUAUUAAUGUUAACUUUUGAUUUGGAUCAACUAAAUGGACGUAUUCAACUUUCACCAAAAGAACAUAGAACUGAAAUGUCAAUAAAUAUAGGGGAUUUAAGUAUUCAACAAAUGCAACAACAACAAUUUAUAAAUAAUUUUGAGGAGAAGAAAAAGGACUCCAAUGAUUUAUCCAAAAAUAAUAAUGACGAUUCACUUUUUUGUGGUUUCCAAGAAGAUAUACUAUCAAAUUCUGAUAUUACAACAAGUUUAUUGUUUACAAUUGGAAGACGAAAUGAAAAUAAAACAACAAAAAAUAAUUUUUCUUCUCCAAUAGUUGAACUAUUCUAUAAAAGAUUGGCACCAAAAAUGGAAAUAUAUCAUGAAUUAAAUAUUUGUUGUGCUCCUCUUGCUAUGCUCGCUGAUGAUUGUUUUAUUGCUACAUUACGAGAGAUUGUUGAAAGAGUGGAGGAAAAUAAUAAGAGCUUUCAGCAUUCAACUCCAUCCACCAGCAAUUUUUCAACUACUUUUAAAUCAUCAGAUGAAUCUUCUCUAAUUUUUCAUCAAAUAUUUAUUUUUGCAACAAUACCUGAACUUUUAAUUGAACUAAGAAGCCAAAAAGCUGCGCAAGACUGUAUUUUAUCAACAUUACCAAAACAUAUAGAAGAACAGAAUAAUAAAAAAAGGACAAGAAGAAAACGUACCUCAAAUUCAAUUCUGUUCCCGUUAAAUUUUGAUAUUGAUGAUGUUUACAACAAUGUUGAGGAAGAAGAAUUUAAUGUUGGGGAGAAUAAAAAUAAUUUUGAACAUCAGAAAAACACAACAACAACAACAAAUGACAAAAACAAUCAGAAUUUAAAACAAACAACAACACAACAACAACAUCAACACAAAAACACAACAACAACUAAUAACAAAAACAAUCAGAAUUCAAAACAAACAUCAACACAACAACAGCAUCAACACAAAAACACAACAACAACAAAUGAUAAAAACAAUCAGAAUUUAAAACAAACAUCAAUUAAAACAAGAAAAUAUGAACACAACAUUAAUAAAAAUAAAAACACAACAACCUCAACAACAAAAACAUUUGAUAAAAAUAAACUUGUUUUUACUCCAACAACAACAAUUUCAAACGAACAUUCAAACUUUACAACAAUAGAAACAUCGUCGUCAUCAUCUUUUGUUUUUGCUAGUGUUUGUGGAUUAUCAUUUACAUUUAUUAAAAAACAUUUACAACAACAAAAAUUAAAUAAAAUUAAUGUUGGAUUUGAUUCGUUUAAUUUGAAAGAUUUAUUUGAGAAAACAACAAACAAAAAUGGCGAUAUGUUGCUUAAAAUUGGGAAGGAAAAGGUGGUCACUUUUAAUAAAAAUGGGCCUGAUGGAACUGUUCGUUCUCUUUCUUGUCCAGAUCUAACAACAAACAACGGUUCCAAAAAUUCGAACAACAACAACAACAUUUCUCCCAACAAAACAACUGAAAAUUCUGAUUCUCCCUCAAAUUUAGCUUUAACAUCUUUAUUAAAUGAAAAUUUAUUUGUUGGUGAAACAGAAAAUAAUAAUGUUUGUAAUAGACAUCAGACAAUGCCCACAACAAAACAACAGCAACAACAAGUGGACAACAUUGUUUCAAACAUUAAACAACAAAACCAGAAGAAAAAACAUUGUAUUGAAGUUGUAUUCGAUCCUAACAAACAUGAAGAAGUUGAAACAAGUUGCAAAAAGGCAAAUUGUAUUGUCACAGGGAAUUUUGACGACGAACAAACAAAUGUUGAAUUAUUUAUUAAUCGACGAACAUGGCUACUUUUAAUAGACUUUUUUGGUUUUUGUUCAACUUCUGAUAUUAAUAAUAAAAAUGUUUUGGACAACAAUAACAACAAUUAUAUUAUGAAUAUUGAAUUAAAUAUUUCUUCUAAUUUAAUAUUAUCAAUAAAUUAUCCAAAAAGUGAAUUAACUCCAAAAUUGGGUAUUGUUUAUAUUCAAAAGCCUACGUUUACUGUACAGAUAGAUUUGAACGUUUCAAGUGAUCCGAUCCUUAUAUCGAUGCAAGCACAUAGUUUUUCACUUACCGAUGAAAAUUCACAAAUAUAUUCUCAGCGUUUACGAGUUGGAAAUUUUGACAACAAAUUAAACGGGAAAUCAACACCAUGUAUUAAAAUGAAGCUUAUAAAGAAUCGUCGAAAUUUUAAUUCUUCUUUAAACAACAAUAACAACGAUUUUGAUAUUUAUUUAAAUCUAAAAAUAAUUAAUGAUGUUGUAGUUAAUUAUAUACAUUCACAUCGUUAUUAUUAUGCUUUGAUAGAUUUUUGGCUUCAAUUUUCUGAAAUUUAUGAUCGCUUAUUUAUUGAAAAUGAAAUUAAUAAACAAUCAAAACAACAAUUAUUUGGUCAACAAAACUUGUUUGAUAAUUUACUUAAACUUCGUUGUAAACUUGAUAUUGAAUUUACUAGUGGAUUAAAUCUCUAUAUCCCUUCAAGUGAAAAUUCUCAAAAAGCUGUGCUUUUUGAAUGUGACAAAAUUCUAAUUUCUAAUAAAUUCUGUCGAGCUUCACAAAUAAAAAAUUUGCUUCAAAAACAUUUGGGAGAAAAUUUGUUUCGAUUACAGCAACAACAAUUACCGUAUUUCCUAUAUUAG